GUGUGCAACAGGAUCUGUGAUGAUGAGGCGGAGAAAGGCGAGGAGCAGGGGACAGGAACUUCUCGGUGGAGGAGAUUGGAGGGGUAAAGGAAAGGAAAAAAAAGCGGGAAGAUGGAUUGACCGAGGGAGCUCCAUUGGCGAUGAUUUGUACACAAACUGGGAAGGAAAAUGGGAGUGGAAAAGGAGAGGGAUAAUCGUCCCCGAAUCCACAUGGCUACACGAGAAAAAGAGGCAAGAGCACUAGAGACCCACAAACUUGCAUUGGAUGUGAUGGUUUAGUCCACAAACUUGCAAAAGGUGAUUAACUAGUCCACAAACUUGCAAACUAUGUGAUGGUUUAGUCCACAGCCAAUCAGAGACGGCCAAUUGGCGCCUAGCUAGCUGCUGCGUGGCACAUCUGGUCUGACCGGCGAUUUUGCAGAAAACCCCUCAACGUUUCUGGAAAUCACGCCCGCGGUCCCUGCUGUACUUGUCUUCUUUAUCCCUGUCCAAAUCCCUAGCUCUCUCUUAUUUUCCCCUUUCCCCUGUCCAAAUCCCGACGGCGAGAGAAUGAGAGCGUCCGGUGGCGGCGGCGGCGAGAAGCUGAGCGGUGGCUUACGAUCCCAUGGAGUAGGCGUCGACGCCGACGGGUUCGUGGGCGGCGGUGGGCCUGGAGAACCUAGCGCCAGGGUCACUGCAGUUCUUGACUUCGGUGGCAAGAAGGAGUGGGCUGGGGAAAGGGAUGGCAGAGCAAUGAAGUUGGAGGCCAGGAUUAAGGAUCUAGCCAUGAAGAACAUGGAGUUGGAGGCCAGGAUUAAAGUACUUGAAGCAGAAACUAAAAGAAAUGAGAAAGAAAAGAGAGCAAUUGUCAAGAUGCAGAAGCAAAGAGAGCAAUUUAGGGAUAAGAUUUUUUGUUUUGGAGCUCUUCUGUAUGUUGGUCUGUUUGCCAUUCUGCUAGCUGUCAUUGUUAGCAAGUAGGGUGUUUUUAGUGU
Molecule: messenger RNA, 971 nt
Organism: Triticum aestivum (bread wheat)
Lineage: Eukaryota; Viridiplantae; Streptophyta; Magnoliopsida; Poales; Poaceae
Exons: 2
Coding region: 550-957 (135 amino acids)
Source: RefSeq, a predicted model, not a curated record